Messenger RNA from Sparassis crispa, 252 nucleotides. RefSeq lists its product as hypothetical. Lineage: Eukaryota; Fungi; Basidiomycota; Agaricomycetes; Polyporales; Sparassidaceae. The coding region runs from base 1 to 252 and encodes 83 amino acids. The record is from RefSeq and is a predicted model, not a curated record. The transcript has a single exon.
AUGAACCCCUGGCUGCUCUACUACUUGCACCACUUAGUCGACAACAAGUUCUUCCACGAGACUUACCCUCGGAGCGAAACUGAGUUCAAGCAGUGGGACGAACAUCUAUCUCUACCGCCAAUUCAAAGCUUCGAAACGACGCCACCCAUACCCCAUCAAAGUUGUCGUGCGAAGGCGUUCCUUCAAUUUCGCAUGGACAAGAACUCCGCCAAUACUCAGUCAUCUCGCACUGCCCGUGAUGAUGCGUCAUAG